Messenger RNA from Aedes aegypti (yellow fever mosquito), 2237 nucleotides. Its product is annotated as aminopeptidase N. Gene Ontology annotation, biological process: peptide catabolic process; proteolysis. Gene Ontology annotation, molecular function: peptide binding; zinc ion binding; metalloaminopeptidase activity. Lineage: Eukaryota; Metazoa; Arthropoda; Insecta; Diptera; Culicidae. The transcript has 4 exons. The record is from RefSeq and is a predicted model, not a curated record. Gene Ontology annotation, cellular component: cytoplasm. The annotation marks the transcript as partial.
CUUAUUUUCAGCCCCGAAGGCAAAAAACUGGUGACCUUCCAAAGAACCCCUCGGAUGCAAACCUACCUGCUGGCCUUCCUAGUGUCGGAUUACACCGUGAAGCGUGACUUUGCCAACUACAUGAAGAAAAUAACCGUCCAAUCGAUGUCCCGUCCAACACAUGCUAGUCAACUGUCCUUCUCACUGGAUGCCUCCGUCAAGCUCAUUGAUGAACUGCAAAUGUACUUCGAUCAUCCGUAUGAGAUGAGCAAAAUCGAUAGCGUUGGCAUUCCAAACAACGACUUCGCUGCCGGCGCUAUGGAGAACUGGGGCCUGGUAACAUACCGAGAGUCGUACUUCCUAAUCACCGAGUCUUCCAACGACAACAGUCGGCGAUCCGUUUCUACCAUCAUCGCGCACGAGUUUGCCCACCAGUUUUUCGGCAAUCUGAUGGCACCCAAGUGGUGGUCUUACCUGUGGCUAAACGAAGGAUUUGCCACACUGUACGAGUAUUAUCUGGCUGAUCGAACGCAUCCGCAUUUGCUGAUCAAGCAACGCUUUUCCAGCGGAGCGCUACAGACCGCUCUUUCGGCAGAUGCCAGUGCAACCAUUCGAUCGAUGACUCACUACGUGGAGACGGUUCCGGAAACUAAUCGCCUCUUCGACCGGAUUGCAUACGAGAAAUCAGGAAGUGUUCUCAGAAUGAUGCAUUAUGCACUGGGUGAAGCGACAUUCGUUAAAGGCCUGAAGCACUACAUCAAACAGCAUCAAAACUCUGUUGUGGUGCCGCAGAAUCUCUUCGAUAGUCUUCAAAAAGCAGCGGCAGAAGAUGGAAUGCUGCCAGCAAAUGCAUCCAUGACAAUGAUCAUGGAAUCAUGGUCCAACCAGCCAGGUGCACCAGUCGUGACAAUUACCCGUCAGACUGGAACCGAUGAUGUGCUUUUCGAGCAGAAGCGGUUCUUUUCAACCACUCAAUCAACGGAGAAUAAUCAGACUUGGUGGAUUCCCAUUUUCAUGUACACCAACAGUAGUGGGGGUUGGUACGAGAAGAGUCCGCUGUUCUGGAUUCCCCAAGGAUCGAAGCAGGUGACCCACAAGAUUUCUAUCCAACAAGAUGACGUAUUUCUGAUUAAUCCAGCCCAAACUGGAUACUACCGUGUUAAUUAUGAUCAGCAGACGUGGAAUAAUAUUAUAGAUAGGUUGAGAUCAAAUCCAACGUCGUUUGAUGCCGUAAUCAGAGGACAGCUGAUCGACGAUUCCAUGAAUUUAGCCAAUGCCGGGCUGUUAAGCCAUGAUACGGCAUUCCAAAUCCUGGAUCAUCUCCGCAACAAUACGGACUUUUUCGCAUGGAAGUCUGCAUAUCGGAAUAUCCUGGAGCUGGAGAAAAUGUUAACAGUGGAUCCGGAAGCUCUGGAUCUGUUCCGGAAGUACCUUUUGGAGUUGAUAGACACUCUUUACGCAGACUAUGGUACCGAGAAGCGCAAACACCACCACACCAACGAUUACGACGCUCAACUGAUCGCGGUCGAUCUUGCGUGCCGUAUCGGUCAACAGGCAUGUCUGGAGCAAGCCAUGAGCAAAUUGAACGUCCUACAGCAGAGGACCACGUUGACAAUACGCUCGGAAGCCGAACAGAAGCUAUUCUGCCAUGCACUGCGAACGGCGAAAGGCGUCGACGUGGACAAGCUUACCGAAGCGUUCGAAGUAGAAGACGACGCGCGUAGUAGAAGGUACCUCAUGGAUUCGCUGGCUUGCGUCGGCAGUCGCGAAGAGCAGGAACGCGUAAUGGCGUUUUUGGUGGAGCAGAAUCAGAAGGUCGACCAAUUCUUAGAGGCUGUUGCUGAACAGAGCGGUAGUUGGAUCGUCUCGAUUUUCGAUCUUCUAUCACGAGAGCAGGCCCAUCUGGAUGAUAUUUUCGGCAGCAAACGAAGCAUGGAGAAGCUCUUGAACAAACUUGCCGAUCGGAUCGUUGAUCAACUGAAUGCCGAACGACUGCGCCAGAUGAUGAUGAUUUUGCCCGUUUCUUCGAGUUUUGCUGCGAACAUUAACAGUCGAGUGGAAGAGCAGAUUCGCUGGCAGGAGCACAAUUUGCCACUGGUGCGGCGAAUACUUCAGCAAUAUGCGCUGUAACUCUAAAUAUGCGGGCUGUGAGCUAAUUUACUAUCUCUUGAAGGCUGCAGCGACUGACAAACGCUGUGCUGAGUUAAGUGAAUAAAUCGGUUGAUGGUUAAAAGUAAAAUAUAUUUAAAAAAAUAUAA